CUAGUUCCUCCAAGAAGCAAAGAUGGCUCUGCUCUGGGUGCUCUCCUGCUUGGCUCUCCUGGGUGCCGCCAGUGGUUGUGGUGUCCCUGCCAUCACUCCUUUAAUCAGUGGCUAUGCCCGGAUAGUCAAUGGGGAAGAUGCCGUGCCCGGUUCAUGGCCUUGGCAGGUCUCCCUGCAGGACAAGACCGGUUUCCAUUUCUGUGGCGGUUCUCUGAUCAAUGAAAAUUGGGUGGUCACUGCUGCCCACUGCAAUGUCAGGACAAGCCACUUGGUGGUGCUGGGCGCAUUUGACAAAAGUACUCGUGAGGAAGACUCUCAAGUCAUCAAGAUAGCCAAGGUCUUCAAAAACCCCAAGUAUAACAUGUUCACCAUACAAAAUGACAUCACGUUGCUCAAGUUGGCCACCCCGGCCCGGCUGACGGCUCGCGUGUCUCCUGUGUGUCUGCCAAAAGCCACCGAUGCUUUCCCUGGUGGGAUGACCUGCGUCACCAGUGGAUGGGGAUACCUGCAUCAUACGGACAAGGUCUCGCCCAACAAAUUGCAACAGGUGGCUCUUCCUCUGCUGACCAAUCAGGAGUGCAAGAAAUUCUGGGGCAACCGCAUCGUUGAUGUUAUGGUGUGUGCUGGGGCUGCAGGAGCAUCUUCUUGCAUGGGGGAUUCUGGCGGUCCGCUGGUUUGUCAGAAGAACGGGGCCUGGAAUCUGGUGGGGAUCGUCUCCUGGGGCAGCGGCACCUGCUCUCCCUCCAGCCCGGGAGUUUAUGCCCGGGUUACGGAGCUUCUGCCCUUCAUUGAAUCCACGCUUGCUAAUAACUAACACUCACCAGUGAUGGAACAGCA
Molecule: messenger RNA, 837 nt
Organism: Notechis scutatus (mainland tiger snake)
Lineage: Eukaryota; Metazoa; Chordata; Lepidosauria; Squamata; Elapidae
Product: chymotrypsinogen 2-like
Biological process (GO): proteolysis
Molecular function (GO): serine-type endopeptidase activity
Source: RefSeq, a predicted model, not a curated record